Castor canadensis (American beaver) is the source of this 1123-nucleotide messenger RNA. The record is from RefSeq and is a predicted model, not a curated record. NCBI's taxonomy places the organism in Eukaryota, Metazoa, Chordata, Mammalia, Rodentia, Castoridae.
AGCUCUCAACAUGGCGGCUCCUCUACUUCACUUGCAUCCACCAAAGUCUGCAGCUCGAUGGAUGAGAACGAUGGCCCUGGGGAAGAAGUGUCCGAGGAAGGCUUCCAGAUUCCAGCCACAAUAACAGAACGAUAUAAAGUCGGCAGGACAAUAGGAGAUGGAAAUUUUGCUGUUGUGAAGGAAUGUGUGGAGAGGUCAACUGCUAGGGAGUAUGCUCUGAAAAUUAUCAAGAAAAGUAAAUGUCGAGGCAAAGAGCACAUGAUCCAGAAUGAGGUGUCUAUUUUAAGAAGAGUGAAGCAUCCCAAUAUUGUGCUUCUGAUUGAAGAGAUGGAUGUGCCAACCGAACUAUACCUUGUCAUGGAAUUAGUAAAGGGCGGAGACCUUUUUGAUGCCAUUACUUCCACUAACAAAUACACGGAGCGAGAUGCCAGUGGGAUGCUGUACAACCUGGCCAGCGCCAUCAAAUACCUGCAUAGCCUGAACAUCGUCCACCGCGACAUCAAGCCAGAGAACCUGCUGGUAUAUGAACACCAAGAUGGCAGCAAGUCUCUGAAACUGGGUGACUUUGGACUGGCCACCAUUGUGGAUGGCCCUCUGUACACAGUUUGUGGCACCCCAACAUAUGUAGCUCCAGAAAUCAUUGCAGAGACUGGAUAUGGCCUCAAGGUGGACAUCUGGGCAGCUGGUGUAAUCACUUACAUCCUGCUGUGUGGUUUCCCUCCAUUCCGUGGAAGUGGCGAUGACCAGGAGGUGCUUUUUGACCAGAUCUUGAUGGGGCAAGUGGACUUUCCUUCUCCAUACUGGGACAAUGUUUCUGAUUCUGCAAAGGAUGAUGGCCUCCCAGAAAAUGAACAUCAGCUGUCAGUAGCUGGGAAGAUAAAGAAGCAUUUCAACACAGGCCCCAAGCCGAACAGUACAGCAGCUGGAGUUUCUGUCAUAGCAACCACCGCUCUUGAUAAGGAGAGGCAGGUUUUCCGACGAAGACGCAACCAGGAUGUGAGGAACCGGUACAAGGCGCAGCCAGCCCCUCCGGAACUCAACUCGGAAUCGGAAGACUACUCCCCGAGCUCCUCCGAGACUGUUCGCUCCCCCAACUCACCCUUUUAAUAAGACCCUUUUACUC